Messenger RNA from Neltuma alba, 2289 nucleotides. Its product is annotated as receptor-like protein kinase THESEUS 1. Gene Ontology annotation, molecular function: protein kinase activity; ATP binding. The transcript has a single exon. NCBI's taxonomy places the organism in Eukaryota, Viridiplantae, Streptophyta, Magnoliopsida, Fabales, Fabaceae. Gene Ontology annotation, biological process: protein phosphorylation. The coding region runs from base 1 to 2289 and encodes 762 amino acids. The record is from RefSeq and is a predicted model, not a curated record.
AUGACAUUUGAUCUAUCGAAGAUGAGGAACCUCGAGUUUUAUUACUCUCUCAUUCUUCUUCUGUUCAUAAUUCAUUCACCCUGCUCUACAUCCACAAAUACUCCUCUUGAUAGUUAUUUCAUUGCUUGCGGUUCUUCCAAUAGCAUUACUCAUCUUCAUCGUACCUUUGUUCCUGAUUCUCAACAACCCUCUGUUACAUUUGAUUCUGAACAUUCUGAUGUUAUUAAUUCUUCUAGAACUUUCUCCCCGAUUUACCAAUCUGCUAGAACUUUCUCAACCUCAGCUUCUUACAACUUCGACAUGAACCACAAAGGCUGGCAUUUCGUCCGAUUCUACUUUCAUCCUCUUUCCAAAACAUUGGCUUCAGCCUCGUUCAGUGUUGUCACUGGAAGCUAUGUCCUCCUUGAUCGCUUUAGCUUUAACACUUCUAAACACAAUAGUGCUUACUUGUUCAAGGAGUUUGUGAUUGAUGUCAAUACUGACAUUUUAAUCCUCACUUUCGUUCCUUUUAGAGACUCCGAUGUUGCAUUUGCGAAUGCCAUUGAGGUUGUUUCUGUCCCAGAUAAGAUAUUCUCUUUUGGUCACACCUUAUCUUUUCCAAAAUUGAAAGAUACUGCUCUUGAAACCAUGUAUCGCUUGAACAUGGGAGGCCACUCUCUAGUCCCUUCCCAAAACAGCACUCUUUUCAGAGUUUGGGAAGAGGACGAUAAGUAUCUCCAGCCUAACCCUUUAGCUUCAAAUAUGUCAGUGAAUCCAUUCUCCAUAAAGUCUUCAUCCAACGACUUCGUGUCUUCCGAGGUAGCACCUACAGGUGUUUAUGCCACCGCAAAAGCCUUGAAAAACAUUUUGAGCAAGUCCAAUUUGACAUGGGUCUUCCCAGUCAGUCCAAAUUUCAAAUACAUACUGAGGAUGCAUUUCUGCGAUAUAAUUAGCAAGUCCAGAAACAGCUUUCUUUUCAAUGUGUACGUAAAGUCCGAGGUUGUGAUGAAAAAUCUGAAUCUAUCAGCCUUUACCUAUGAUGUUGGUGUUCCAUACGUCAUCGACUAUGUCACCAAUAAUACUUCUGAAGAAGAUUCAGAUAAAUUGAGUGUGACUGUGGAAGCUGGUGGCCUUGAGCAGGGCCGUAAUGCUAUCUUGAACGGGCUAGAGAUUCUGAAAAUGAGCAACGACGUUAGAAACUUGGAUGGGCUUUCCUCAGUUGACGAUAUAUUUUCUAAGUCAGAUCGGAACAUUCCAAGAGUAGCAUUAAUCAUUUCGAGCUGUGGCAUGGCUGCUUUGCUUUUCUUCGCAUGUGUUAUUUAUUACUUUUAUGGUCGCAUAAGAGCUGGCAAGUCCAACAUCACUCUUUCAAAUAAAGAAGGAAGACUCAGAAUAUUCACGUUCGAGGAGAUUCAAAAAGCAACCAACAAUUUCGAUAAGAGCUAUCAUGUCGGCAAUGGUGGGUUUGGGAAGGUGUUCAUGGGACAGCUCCAAGACGGUACGAUGAUUGCGACGAAGAAAGCAAAUCCUCAGUCCAAUCAAGGCAUUGCCGAGUUUCAGAACGAGAUCAAAUUCUUAUCGAAACUUCGUCACCAAAAUCUCGUCUCUCUUCUUGGAUAUUGCUACGAGGACAACCAAAUGGUUCUGGUUUAUGCCUACAUGGUAAACGGAUCUCUGGACAACCUUCUGUACGGGAAAAACGUCGUCGUCCCGCUCUCAUGGAAGCAAAGGCUUGAAAUCUGCAUAGGAGCAGCCACUGGGCUUCAUUAUCUUCACACAGGUACGGGUGGUUGUCAAAGCAUAAUACACAGAGACGUGAAGGCGGCGAAUAUUCUGUUGGAUGAGAAUUUGGUGGCCAAAGUUUCAGACUUUGGGAUCUCACGGAGUGGCCCAUCUUCAGAUAAGUCCCAUGUGACCACUGUUGUGAAGGGAAGCUUCGGUUAUUUAGAUCCUGAGUACUUCAGAACGCAGCGUUUAACAGAGAAAUCAGAUGUGUACUCAUUCGGGAUUGUGCUUUUGGAAGUUCUAUGUGGGAGGCCUGCUCUGAAUCGUGCCCUACCUGUCGAAGCAAAGAAUCUGGCAAACUGGGCUCUGAGAAAAGUUGAAAAUGAUGAAUCAUCACUGGAAGAGAUAAUAGACGCGAGUCUAAUUGGUGACGCGAAACAUGAAUCUGUGAAGAAGGUUUGGGAAGUGGCUAAGAUGUGUUUGGAAGGAAAAAGGAUCAAGAGGCCAACGAUGGGAUACGUCAUGUCUGGUUUACAGGAUGCUCUCCACCUUCAUCUCAAUACAGAAGCCCUAGCUAGCUACUGA